AUGGCGCCAGUCACUAGUUGGUCGUCCUCGACAGCUGCCGGGAUGAUCCUCGCCUUCCUCCUGGUUGGGACGACGCUCGGUCUGGCGGCUGCUCAGGCGCCGUUCACUUACAUCGUCCAGGUAGCUGUGGACUACCCCUUUUACGACAUCCAACCCUCGCCCGGCCCCCCCGGCACUUGUGGCGGCUCCUCGUACGGCGAGAACGCCACCGCCUGCGAGGCACGGUGCAACGCGACGGCCGUCUGUGUUGGUUUCGUCCACAGGUCUCCAGUCAACUGCUGCUUUAUCAAGAGCAGAUUGUUGUUCCCGAGGCUUGGCGCGGACACCACGUCUUAUGUGAAGGCGCCGUUAGGCUAUACGUACACCGUCCAAAACGCAACGGACUACCCCGGAUACGACUUCAGACCCCUGCCGUUGGCGGGUCCCACUUUUUUCCCGCCUCUUUGCGGGGACAUUGGGGUCAGCGAGAGCGCCGCAGCGUGUGAGAUCCGCUGCAACGCGGUGGAUUCGUGCGCUGGUUUCGUCCACUACCCCUUUACCAACUGCUGCUUCUUGAAGUUCGCGCUCCCGCCGGCGAACCAGAAAUCGGAUGUUACCGUCAACUCGUACGUCAAAACGGCCUAUCUAGGGUACUCCGUUGAAUUCGGCCUGGAUUAUUUCGGCUUCCCAAUCACCGUCCCCGGAGCCCCCACGUCGCCCGCCUGUACGUUCCCCCCAGUUGGCCAGGCUGCUUCCGACAUUCCGUCGGCAAUAGCCGAGAAUCUCAACGCGUGCGUGGCGCGCUGCGAUAGCACUCCGGCAUGCCUCGCAAUCGCCCACUACGCCGUCCCGAACUGCUGCAUCUUGUGGAGCACGGUGGCCGCCCCGGAUCCCAAACCCGGGGCUGUUUACCUCUCCAGGAGGGUUGGAGAGCAGUUCCGAUUAGAGGCAAUCAAGACGAGACAGAAGUGA
Klebsormidium nitens is the source of this 951-nucleotide messenger RNA. NCBI's taxonomy places the organism in Eukaryota, Viridiplantae, Streptophyta, Klebsormidiophyceae, Klebsormidiales, Klebsormidiaceae. The record is from the annotation of a GenBank genome assembly.